Messenger RNA from Anopheles moucheti, 1684 nucleotides. RefSeq names its product SH3 domain-containing protein Dlish (gene Dlish). The transcript has 3 exons. Gene Ontology annotation, molecular function: protein binding. The record is from RefSeq and is a predicted model, not a curated record. Bases 249 to 1508 code for a protein of 419 amino acids. Lineage: Eukaryota; Metazoa; Arthropoda; Insecta; Diptera; Culicidae.
UCCCCGUGACGUUUCGAUCGAACGCUGGUACCAUAAAAAUAACAUUCCAUUGGCCCGUGGGAAUCACAGUCGAUCGAUCUUUGUACGCAAAUUAUCACCGAGUGUUUUGGGACGAAUUUGCGACAAAAAAAACGUUACUAAACAAUGAUCAACGAUCCGGAAUAGGUGAAUCUAGCAUCCAGACGUGUGCACAGGUGUAUCGCUUUGGUGGCGGAGGUUCCGAAUAUCCAUAGCGAAGUGCUCCCAUAAUGGCAUUCCUCUGUCCCGUACGCAUUCGUCGCGGGAAAAAGAAGAAACCGAUCGGAAGCGAUAUCGAUAAGGAUCUAUCGAGCAGUUUAGGGCUGAACCAUGGCAUGGGCCGGAUCACCGGAUCGGCCAGCAUCGAAACGCUCGUACGGGUUGGAAUCGAGAAGGAGCACGGUCUCAGCCCGGACAGCAAGAUGGUUGUGCUGCAUGACUUUACUCCCUGCGUGGACGACGAGUUGGAAGUGAAACGGGGCCAAAUAGUGAACAUAUUAUAUCGCGAAAAUGACUGGGUGUACGUGAUCGGUCAGGACACACGGCAGGAAGGCUUUAUACCGCACUCGUACUGUGCACCGUUCAACACACAGUUAGCCGAUCUCGCGAUCAAGAAGAAGCUACCGCGCGAUAUCGCCACAAUGGGUGCACCGGGCAGCGGAGGUGGAGGUCCAGGAACGACCGGAGUCGGACUGGUGGGUGGUGGUGGUAUAGGGAACGGCGUUGGACUAACGGCUGCCGAUCUAACCGACGGAAUGCCCGACAUCAGCAUGGACGUGCUGGACGACAGCACUGGUCCGGGGCUGCUUACGAACGCGCUGAAGCACUCGCAGGCGAGUCUCAGCUCUGAGCCCGACUUCUUGCCAUUUGCUAAAGAUCCAAGCGGUCGGUACAUUGUACUGUACACGUUUAUCGCUCGCGACGAGAAUGAUGUGUCGGUCGAGCGAGGAGAGUUUGUAACCGUGCUGAACCGUGAGGAUCCCGAAUGGUUUUGGAUCGUGCGAAGCGACGGUCAGGAGGGUUUCAUUCCAUCCGGUUUCGUCUACCCGGCGGAGAACAUACUACAGGGUCAUGCCGGCAAACAGCAGCAGCAACAGCAGCAACAGGGAGGUGGCGGUGUAAAUAGUAUGGGAUCUAUUGGGAACGAUAUGAAUAGCCUGCAGGCGAUGAAUGGUGGAAAUAUGUCCGUGGGUGGUCAACAUCAACAACAGCAGGCUCAGCAUCAGCAGCAGGCGCAGCAACAGCAGCACCAGCAACAACCUGGCAUUGGAUCGGACGAUCUACGGUACCACGGCACGGAGUUAGUAAUGCUCUACGAUUAUAAGGCACAAGCUCCAGAUGAUCUAAGUGUACGAAGAGGUGACUGGAUCUAUGCGGACCUCAACAACCAAACCGUCGACGGAUGGUUAUGGGCUUACGCACCGAAAACCCGCAAAUAUGGUUUCAUUCCCAAAGCAUACGCCCGUCCGCCUGCCAUGACGAGUCUGUAGAAGAGUACAGCGAAUCUCGUUUCAAUUCCCAUAAUGGUUAGUUUUUAAAUUAUUUACUUUAACCACAACAGUAGCAACAGUAUCUAACGUAUUCGUAAGUUAACCUUCGUUCGAAGCGACUCUUUCUUCUUCCAUAUGGAUAUUCAUAGCAACAUGUAUUGGAGAGUAGUGCAAGC